GGAUGGCACUUUCUUCCUCGGGCUUCCUCCAUUGAAUGAAUCAAUUGCUUUCCAUCCCAAGCCCUCUGGGACUCUCCGAGCAAAUUUCUCCAUUCAUCAGUCCCCGGUGAGAAACUGGACAGCAUGCCAUAAAAAGUUAAUUUUGAUAAUAAAGAAUAAAAUAAAGACAAGAAAUUGUACGGACGUUAAGCUGUCGGAGUGGAGUUGGUGCCUGAAAUGGACACAGUGACGCUCUCACUUUACCCUUUGGCUCCCCCACCCACCCCAGUUGCUCCGUCGCCUCCUCCUCCUCCUUCUCCUCCUUCCCCUUAUUCUUCUUGAUCAUUCAGAGCUCCGGAUUCGUUGUCAAUGGAGGACAAGACUGAGCUGCAGCAGCAGCAAACCGUUCCGGUCCCCAGAGUGAAGCUCGGCACUCAGGGCUUAGAGGUUUCUCGAUUGGGCUUCGGGUGUGGGGGUCUCUCCGGCAUCCUCAAUGCUCCUCUCACACACGACGCCGCCUGCUCUGUCUUGAAGGAAGCUUUCUCCAAGGGCGUCACUUUCUUCGACACCGCCGAUGCCUACAACGACAACGAGAUCAUGAUCGAGAAGGCCCUGAAGCAGCUCCCCCGCUCUCAGGUCCAGUUAGCCACAAAGUUCGGCAUCUUGAAAUCAGCCGACGGGCAGUUCCGCGUUAAGGGUACCCCUGAAUAUGUGAGGCAGUGCUGCGAGGCUAGUCUUGGGAGACUUGGCGUGGACUACAUAGACUUGUACUAUCAGCAUCGGGUGGACAUCAAUGUGCCGAUAGAGGACACCAUGGGUGAGCUCAAGAAGCUGGUGGAGGAAGGGAAGGUAAAGUACAUCGGCCUGUCGGAAGCUAGUCCCGAUACCAUAAGGAGAGCUCAUGCAGUUCACCCAAUCACAGCCAUACAGAUGGAGUACUCUCUCUGGAGUCGUGAGAUCGAGGAUGAAAUGAUUCCACUUUGCAGGGAGCUGGGGAUUGGAAUAGUGGCGUAUAGCCCUCUCGGUCAUGGCUUCUUCGGUGGGAAGGCAGUUGUUGAGAGUUUGCCAACAGAGAGUGUCUUGGCUGUUCAUCCAAGAUUUAUGGGGGAGAAUCUGGAGAAGAACAAACUUGUGUAUCAGAAAUUCGCUGACCUGGCAGCAAAGCAUGGUUGCACACCUCCUCAACUCGCUCUUGCAUGGCUCCUCCAACAGGGGGACGACAUAGUCCCAAUACCUGGGACCACGAAGGUCAAGAACCUCGAGGAUAAUAUCAGGUCAAUCACCGUUAAGCUGACCCCUGAGGAUAUGAAAGUGAUCUGUGAUGUUGUGGCUGUCGAGGAAGUGGGCGGUGAGAGGGAGUUGCCAAUACUGGCUGAAUACUCUUGGAGACAUGCAAAUACUCCAAGAAAAUAGUAACAAGAGUGAAUAGAUGUCGGUGCAGAUUUGCCUGGAGGAACGUUUUCAUCUCGGUUGAAAAUUGGAUUUCUCUAUCUGCUUGAGAAACUCAGGUUGCGUUUGCGUUUGGUUUCAUAGUAGGAUUUUAAAAUCAGAUUUUGAUUUUGAUUUUGAUUUUGGAGUGGUAUAAAUGGGGCCCACCCUUUGACUUUGUAUGUGUUAUGUUGUUUUGUUGUGGAAAAAAGUGGUAUAAAUGGGACUCACUCUUUGACUUUGUAUGAAUUAUUUUGUAUUGUAGUGAGUAGAGUUAAGUUAGAAUUGUAAUUCUAAAAUAUCAUCUUGAAACCAAACAGGCCCUAAGAGAAUAUCAUAGACCGACUUGUUUGUGCACA
Molecule: messenger RNA, 1766 nt
Organism: Punica granatum (pomegranate)
Lineage: Eukaryota; Viridiplantae; Streptophyta; Magnoliopsida; Myrtales; Lythraceae
Source: RefSeq, a predicted model, not a curated record